AUGUUUUCACAUGGCAGUCAUCCCGAAACUCUGGCAACACAAAUUCACCCCAAAGAAUUGUCAGGUGAAAUCAAGCAAUCUCUUUCCACUAUUAAUGAAAUGUACAAAGAGUAUUAUAAAAAGAAAGCACUUGAAGAGCAGCUUACAAAGCGAAAAGGAAACUCCAAUGUGCUCCGACGAAGGCUCGAUAUGAUCAUCAAGCAUUUAACUGGACAUUCUUUAAAUUCUCCUAAAAUUCAAGAAAAUAAUACAACUCUUCAUUCAUCACCUUUGAAUCACCGUGAUGCCUUGACUCCUCGAAUUUUACCUAUAUUAUUAAGAGCAUCCAAAAAAUCGUUGAUACUUUUAAUAUUACUUGGUGGAAUUGUAUGGAUCUUUUACAAAAAAAUUAAAUUUAAUUCUAUAACUAACAACAAUAGAAUUACUGAAAGAAUGGCUGUAAAAAAGAUUACAAAACACUUCAGUUUAAUUGAAAUUUUAAUUGCUAUUAGUAUUAUGGUUACAUUUAGCGGAAUGACAAGCAUUGUUUAUAAUGACAAGCUGAUCGAAAGUAAAAUUGCAUACACCAGAAUUGAACUAAAUUUAAUUUUACAACAUGUAUAUUUAUAUUAUACUACUCACGGCCGAUAUCCUGUCUCUCUCAACGACAUUGAAAACAUUAAGACCAUAGCCUCCUUUGAAGAUAGAUGGAAUCAACCUUAUAUUUAUAUUCCUUAUAUCGAUUGGGUUCUAAUUAUUGAGCUAUUACAAAAAUCAAAUGUUGAUGAACGAGAGGUGAAUUAUCAAUUAGAAUGUUUACAAGCUCUCAUUAACGGUAUUGUAUCAUCGAAUCAGACAGAUAUUGAUCCAAGAAUAAUUUUAGUAGAGAGUUCUCAACGACCAUUGUUAUUUAGUUUUGGAUAUCGAAAACCAAUAUUUGCUGACUCGUUUGAUGAAUCCAUCAGCACUUCCUCCAAUGAAUUUAGAGAACGGAUUCAAUUAGUGGCACAAUGGAUAAAAAUAGCAAGAGAAAAAUCGGUGGGAUUACUGAGAUUUCAGAAUACCAUUCAACAAUUACAGAAUCAACUCGGUCAUAAGGAAGUGUAA
This is a messenger RNA of Naegleria lovaniensis, 1086 nucleotides long. RefSeq lists its product as uncharacterized. Bases 1 to 1086 code for a protein of 361 amino acids. The record is from RefSeq and is a predicted model, not a curated record. The transcript has 2 exons. NCBI's taxonomy places the organism in Eukaryota, Heterolobosea, Eutetramitea, Acrasida, Naegleriidae.